This is a messenger RNA of Nerophis lumbriciformis (worm pipefish), 3438 nucleotides long. RefSeq names its product sema domain, immunoglobulin domain (Ig), short basic domain, secreted, (semaphorin) 3E (gene sema3e). The record is from RefSeq and is a predicted model, not a curated record. NCBI's taxonomy places the organism in Eukaryota, Metazoa, Chordata, Actinopteri, Syngnathiformes, Syngnathidae. Gene Ontology annotation, biological process: positive regulation of cell migration; semaphorin-plexin signaling pathway; negative chemotaxis. Gene Ontology annotation, cellular component: plasma membrane. Gene Ontology annotation, molecular function: chemorepellent activity; semaphorin receptor binding.
GGCACGAGGCUCCUCACUCCUCCCCUCUCCUACUCUGCCUUUUUUUCCCUCUUGCUGGGCUCCCAUCCAGAGAUCGACUGAGUCCAGGAGGAGAAGACACACUAUAGCAGCCUGCCUUCCAGGCAAAUGUAACAGGAUCUUAUUGAUCACCUGUUUGGCAUUCUUUUUUCCGGAAAGAGUGCAUCCGACUCAGACAAACGGAAGGACAAACAUCUGCGGCGUUAAGGUAGCGACCGGACCUCUCUUCUCCCUGGUUACAAGCAAGAAUAAUAGCCAGAUCGUUAUCCUGCUUGUGGGUGGAUGCUGCUUCCAACAGACUAUGAGGCAGAGCUUGUUUGGAAGCAAACUGUGAUGACGAUCCAGAAAUGGACCGUCACGUAGACUCGUUUUGGACCGUUUUUAUGCCCGUCGUCCCCCAAUGACACUUUUAUUUUGGGGAAAAAGUGAGACCAGUCUUUUCCAUUGCCUGCUCGGGCUUUCCUCGUUGAUAAAUGAGGAGCGCGCUUCAAAUGAUGGGAGGCCGCUUGAGGAGCCGCUUUUUGGCGCUGAUGAUGAUGUAUUUGGUCCGGAGCACAGUUGACACAGCCGCCAGCGUUUACCCAAGAAUACGUCUCUCACACAAAGAGCUCUGGCAGCUGAACAGGACCUGGCUGUUUCAGGGCCACGGAGUGCCCAUCCAACCCCAGACCAUGCUGCUGGACGAGGGCCACGAGAGGCUUUAUGUGGGGGCCAAGAAUACUCUGUUCUCCCUCGGCCUGGACCAGGUGAACACGCACCAUAAGGAGAUCCAGUGGGCGAGUACUGAACCUCAGAUAGAAGAAUGCUUGAUGAAGGGAAGGGAAAAAAUGGAAUGUGCAAAUUACAUCAAGGUCUUGCAGCCGUACAACCAGACCCACCUACUGGUGUGCGGAACUGGGGCUUUUAACCCCAUCUGUGCCUUGGUCCAAGUGGGGAACACCAAGAAGGACACGCUGUUUGCGCUCGAAGAAGAGAGCGUCACAAGUGGCCGAGGACGAUGUCCAUUUGACCCCGACAGUCCGUGUACGUCCGCCAUCUCAGGAGGAGAGAUGUUUGUUGGCCUUUACACGGACUAUUGGGAGAACGACGCCGCCUUGUGUCGCCUCGACAACCGCACCUACACACGCACCGAGAGAGACGACAGGCAGCAACUCAACGAAGCCACAUUUGUGGGCUCGGCAGUUAUCCCUGACAACGACGACAAAGACGACGACAAGGUUUACUUCUUCUUCACCGAACGCGAGUUGGAUGCCGAGGGGGUGAAAAAGGCCGUCUACACCCGCGUUGGUCGGGUCUGCGCUAACGACCAAGGAGGACAGAGGAUGCUGGUCAAUAGAUGGAGCUCCUUUCUAAAAACGCGCCUGGUCUGCUCCGUGGCUGGACCUGACGGACUCGACACGCACUUUGAUUUACUCGAGGACGUCUACGUUCUGAAGAGCAAAGACAAGAAAACCCCAGAAAUCUUUGGCCUCUUCAGCACAACAAGUGCGGUGUUUAAAGGCUACGCGGUGUGUGUCUACCACAUGGACGACAUCAGAGCGGCGUUCAACGGUCCCUUCGCCUUCCGAGAAAGACCCGAGCAUCACUGGAUGCCCUCUGAGGACAGAGUGCCUUACCCACGACCCGGAUCUUGUGCCAGCAAAGUGAGCGGCGGGGGCUUCUCCAGCUCCAAAGAGUUUCCAGAUGAAGUUCUGCGCUUCGUGCGCGCUCACCCCGUCAUGUACCGCCCCGUUGGACCGCAACACCAAAGGCCCGUCUUCCUGCAGACGGAGAGAGGCGGCAGGAAGUUGACCCAGAUUGCGGUUGACAGGGUCCAAGCCCAGGAUGGACACUACCAUGUCCUCUACAUCGGCACAGAUGACUCGGCGGUGCUGAAAGUGAUCACCAUCUACAACCAAGACACCGACACCAUGGAGGAAGUUCUCCUGGAGGAGCUGCAAGUAUUUAGGGUUCCAACUGCAAUAAAAGAGAUCAUUAUAUCUCCCAAAAGGCAACACCUGUACGUGGGCUCAGACGUGGGCGUGGCCCAGGUCAAGGUGCAUCAGUGUGACCUGUAUGGCUCAGAAUGUGCCGACUGCUGUCUGGCCAGAGACCCCUACUGUGCCUGGGACGGCCUCACCUGCUCCAGAUACUACCCGGCUGGAGUCUACACCAAGAGCAGACGAUUUAGGCGACAGGAUGUUCGCCAUGGCAACGCCGUCCAGCUGUGCAACGGGCUGCAAAUCGAUGAUGAACAAUGGCACAAAGCUGAGGAGAGAACGGUGUUUGGCGUGGAGGGUAACAGCACUUUACUCAAAUGUGUGCCUCGGUCGCUCCAGGCCAAGGUCCUCUGGUUCUUACAAAAAGGGGAAGAGAAACAAGAGAUCCAUGCUGACGAGCGGGUCAUCUCCACCUCCCAUGGACUGCUUCUGUUAAGCGUGAGAAGCUCGGACGCCGGCGUGUACGUGUGCCAGACCGUGGAACACGGAUACGUGCACACCUUAUUGCGCGUCGGCCUUCAUGUACUGAGAGAAGAGGCGCUGGAGUCGGCGAUCCAAGGAGGCAAAGCCGGAUCGUCCUGCCCGCCCCAAGGGGGCCCUGGCCUCACCCCCAGGACUCUGGUGCCACCCUCCUCCAAUUCCAAGCAGUGGUACAAAGAGUUCCUCCAGCUGAUUGGCUACAGGGAAGCCCAGAAAGUGGAGGAGUACUGCGAGAGGGUGUGGUGCCCUGACAGGAAACGCAAAAAGACCAAAAAGAAGUUUGUUGCUUCGAGUGGAGAGAAGAGAGGCAAAGGGAGGGGAGAGGAGGGGUCCCAUCGAGCCCCCAGGCACACCUGAGAACACUCCUCAAUCUAUUCUUGAAAGAAUUUAGUAGGAUUUUGUACAAAAAAAAUGUAAAUAGGGGGGUAUUUAAAAAAAUAUGCAAGUAAUACGCCCUAAAUCAUGACAUGAGGAUGUUUUAUCUCAGAGGUGCAAACUUGUUUGUCCAUUUCCAUACUAAGUUCUAGUCACACAAUUAGCUUGGUCACUGGACCAUUUGGGACAUGAAGUUAAGUUAAAGUACCAAUGAUUGUCACACACACACUAGGUGUGGCGAAAGUAUUCUCUGCAUUUGACCCAUCACCCUUGAUCACCCCCUGGGAGGUGAGGGGAGCAGUGAGCAGCAGCGAUGGCCGCACCCGGGAAUCAUUUUAGGUGAUUUAACCCCCAAUUCCAACCCUUGAUGCUGAGUGCCAAGCAGGGAGGUAAUGGCUCCCAUUUUUAUAGUCUUUGGUAUGACUCGGCCGGGGUUUGAACUCACAACCUACCCAUCUCAGGGCGGACACUCUAACCACUAGGCCACUGAGUAGGUUAAACACAAACACACACACACACACACACACACACACACACACACACACACACACACACACACACACACACACACACACACACACACACA